AAAACGAAACAAAUUAAUCAUUAAAAAAGCGAAAAUAUAAUACCUCCCUUAACCAAAAUACGUUGUCUUAAAGAUCAAAAAACCAAUCUCUGUUUCGAAGAACAAAGAUUCAUCGGUGUUUCUGAAAAAUGGGUUCUCAGGUAUCGAAACAAGUCGAACGCCGGAAAUCCAUUCACACGGAGAAGAAAGCUCUGGCGGAGCUCCAGCAGAACUCCGGCGAGGAUUUUCCGGGCUCCGAUUACCGGCCACCGGACAGAAAAAACUGGAUGUCAAAUCUCGGCUCAGAAAGAACACGCAUAAACCAAAUCAUAUGGCCAGGGACUCACGAUUCCGCCACAAACGUCAUCGGAAUUCCCUUCAUCACGCGCCCUUUCGCCCAGUGUCAAUCACUCUCCAUUUACGAGCAGCUCGUGUUGGGCACGCGCCUCCUCGACAUUCGUAUUCAAGAAAAUCGUUUAGUCUGCCAUGGAAUCCUCUCAACGUACAGCGUCGACGUCGUUUUCGCCGAUUUAAAGAAAUUCCUCGCCGAAACGCAAUCAGAAAUCGUAAUCCUCGAGAUCCGAACAGAGUUCGGCCACGAUGAUCCACCCGAUUUCGAUAAGUAUAUUGUCGAACAGAUCGGCGAGUUUUUGAUUCACAACGAUGAUCGGGUGUUUGAGAAGACGAUUGCGGAAUUGUUGCCGAAAAGGGUGAUUUGUAUUUGGAAGCCGAGAAAAUCGCCGGCGCCGAAGGCCGGCGAGCCGUUGUGGAGUGGUGGGUAUUUGAAGGAUAAUUGGAUCGAUACGGAUCUGCCGUCGACGAAGUUUGAGAGUAAUUUGAAAUUCUUGUCGGAGCAGCCGCCGGUGACAAAGAGGAAAUACUUUUACAGAGUGGAGAAUACAGUGACACCGAAGGCCGAUAACCCGAUUUUGUGUGUGAAACCGGUGACGAGGAGGAUUCAUAAAUUUGCUCGGUUGUUUAUUCAUCAAAGCUUUACAAAGGGCGUCGCCGAUAAGUUGCAGGUUUUGUCGACGGAUUUCAUUGAUGGGGAUUUUGUGGAUGCUUGCGUUGGACUUACAAGUGCAAGAAUUGAAGGGAAGGCCUAAGAAUUUGGGUUUUUUAUUUAAAAAAAAUUAAAAUUUGUAUUGUUUGUUUAUAACUUUAUGAUCAGUGUGUGUUAUGUUUGUUUGUUUGUUUAAUUAUCUGGGUUCUUUUUGAGAAAAUAAUUAAGGUAUAAUUAUUUGUAAUUAAUUAGAGUUAUGUUAUGUGUAUUAUUUCAAGUAGUUUUUAGGGCA
Molecule: messenger RNA, 1274 nt
Organism: Benincasa hispida (wax gourd)
Lineage: Eukaryota; Viridiplantae; Streptophyta; Magnoliopsida; Cucurbitales; Cucurbitaceae
Product: PLC-like phosphodiesterases superfamily protein
Biological process (GO): lipid metabolic process
Molecular function (GO): phosphoric diester hydrolase activity
Source: RefSeq, a predicted model, not a curated record